AUGUCCAUUUCGGGAAUAUUCUUCCUCGUGAUAUUCUUCUCAAUUCGCUUUUCACAUCCAUUCCUCACUCAUUCAGUACAAAGAUACAGAGAUCUCACGUUGUUUGGUAACUUGAGGACACGUGAAAAGCUAAAAAGGAGCCAUUCUGGAAGAAAAGCACUGCUCAGAGCUCUUACAACAGAAGUACUACGCCACGGCAGAAUCAUAACGACAGCAAGCAAGGCAAGACAGGCACGUCCCCGCAUAGAAAGGAUCAUAAAAUACUCGAAAUAUGACAACAAGAGACAUGCCCUCAACUUGAUAAGGAGAUACCUGUACGAUAGUAAACUGGCAAGACGGGUUUUAAGAAUGGCACCAAAACGAUUUGAAGAGCGCCACGGCGGAUAUUGUAGAAUAAAGAAAUUAAGCUUUUGUAACAAGGGAGAUAAUUCAAACCGUGUCAUCCUAGAAUUACUAGAAUAUUGA
Theileria equi strain WA is the source of this 465-nucleotide messenger RNA. RefSeq names its product 50S ribosomal protein L17, putative. Gene Ontology annotation, cellular component: large ribosomal subunit; ribosome. The transcript has a single exon. Gene Ontology annotation, biological process: translation. The record is from RefSeq and is a predicted model, not a curated record. Lineage: Eukaryota; Apicomplexa; Aconoidasida; Piroplasmida; Theileriidae. Bases 1 to 465 code for a protein of 154 amino acids. Gene Ontology annotation, molecular function: structural constituent of ribosome.